CCACCAACUACUCGGCCUUCCUGAGGAGGAGACGCUGGGAUCCCGUACCUUCACACAGACCGGACAGCGAGACACAGAGAACGGGAAUGGGAGGAGCCAAUUCCAGAGAAACGAUGAAUCCGCCCUCAAACUCCACAUUCUUCAAUCCACAAGAACUCAAGGAUCUUUCUUCUGCUUAUGGAUCGGGUGGGCUGGAAGCGUUGGCUUCUCUGAUCCAGGACAAGGUAAACCAUUUGAACAGCACCAAGCUUCACAUCGCAGUGACAGGAGAAUCGGGUGCAGGGAAAUCAAGCUUCAUCAACGCUAUGAGAGGGCUCCGAGGCUGUGAUGAGGGAGCAGCUAAAAUUGGGAACACAGAGACCACAAUGGAGCCAACCCAAUACAAACAUCCCAGCUUUCCAGAAGUUUCUUUCUGGGAUUUACCGGGAGUUGGAACCGUAAACUUUCCAGCGAAGGAAUACCCGACCAAAAUGAAAUUUGAACAAUACGACUUUUUUAUCGUUAUCUCAAGAAAUCGAUUCACGGAAAUUGAUGCAAACCUCGUGAAGGAGGUUAAAAAGCUCGGGAAGAUGUUUUACUUUGUGCGAACUCAAAUUGACAACGACAUCAGAUCAUAUCUAUUUGAGGCUGUUAAUGCUGACAGAGAGGCAGAACUAGCCAAGAUCAGGAAUUACUGUAUUCGCAGCUUGGAAAAAACAGGGAUUGCAGAGCCCACUGUUUUCCUUAUAUCAAGCAUAGAAAUUAAUGAAUUUGAUUUUGCAGAAUUACAGAAAACUAUUGCAAAUAACCUCGAUGAUAUAAAGAAAGAUGUUUUCCUGAAGUCACUCCCAAGUACAACGUUAAAUAUUGUGAAGGAGAAAGAAGUUCAACUAAAGAAACGAAUCUGGAUGUUGGCAACAAUUGCAGGAACGUUAGGAGCUGUGCCAGUUCCUGGAGUGGCCAUUGCCUGUGACAUUGGGUUACUGAUCACUGCAAUUAUAGAUUUUCGGAAGUAUCUUGGCCUGGAUGAUGCCUCUAUUCAAAGACUGGCUAAUGCGACAGGGAAACCUGUGGAAGUUCUGACAGCAGAAGUGAAAACCCCUCUCGUGGGUGAAAUAAAUAAGGAUCUUGUGAAAAGGAUGUUAUUGGGUGGCACUGCUGUGGGCAUCGCGGGUGUCGAGACCGCGUUUAAAUUUAUACCAGUUAUUGGUUCAAUUUUUGGAGCAGGAACGUCAUUUGGAAUGACCUACUCUCUGCUGAAUAAUGCUCUUGAUCAGCUUGUGCAGAAUACACAGGAAGUGGUGAAGGCUGCGUUCGACAAUGCUUGA
This is a messenger RNA of Pristis pectinata (smalltooth sawfish), 1307 nucleotides long. RefSeq names its product interferon-inducible GTPase 5-like. The transcript has 2 exons. The record is from RefSeq and is a predicted model, not a curated record. Gene Ontology annotation, molecular function: GTP binding. Lineage: Eukaryota; Metazoa; Chordata; Chondrichthyes; Rhinopristiformes; Pristidae. Bases 87 to 1307 code for a protein of 406 amino acids. Gene Ontology annotation, cellular component: membrane.